CACAGAAAAACUUGGGGCGGCUAUUUUCCUUCGUAUUGUGUAUUUUCUUCGCCAAUUAGGCUCUGUUUGUCAUGCUUCGAAAGCGACCCAACAUCCAUUACAUCCAAUAGUUGGUUUCCUCUAGAGAUAAUAAUCUCACUGUCAUAAAAAGCACAGCGCCGAAGGAAGUAAAAGCUUCUUCUUUUCCCCUUUCCCAUCUCAGUUGUUCCAGGCUCACAAAUCCGAGAUUUUAUUGUACUUGAAGCCUCAGUGAUCUCAAGCUAUAGUAUAAGUGAGGGUUUUAUACUAUUGGGUUUAUUGUACUUUGGGUUAAAUAUGAAAUUUUGAGGGAUUUGAGUGCAUGUACAACUUUACAUAUAUACAAGAUAUUUUUGAACUCACAAGCUUGGUAUUGGUUUGCUGAAAGACUAUAGAGGAAAAGUGUUUUUGGGUUAGAUUUUAUAUGUAUUUUUUAUCAUAAAAUGUAUAGCAAUUUUAAGGAGCAUGCAAUUGAGUAUGUGAAGAAGGCAGUUGAGGAGGAUGAUGCUGGAAAUUACAGCAAGGCAUUUCCCCUCUAUAUGAAUGCAUUAGAGUACUUCAAAACCCACUUGAAGUAUGAAAAAAAUCCCAAGAUUAAGGAAGCAAUCACUCAGAAAUUUUGUGAAUAUUUGAGGAGGGCAGAGGAGAUUAGAGCCAUUCUUGAUAGUGGGGGCGGCAGUGGGCCUGCAUCGAAUGGUAAUGCUGCAGCCACUGCAUCGCCGAAGUCAAAGGGUGGAGAACGGAAAGAAGGGGGGGAUCCAGAACUGGAAAAGCUCAGGGCUGGCCUUGAUUCUGUUAUAAUUAGGGAGAAACCCAAUGUGAAGUGGAAUGAUGUGGCUGGCCUUGAGAGCGCAAAGCAGGCAUUGCAAGAGGCUGUCAUAUUGCCGGUUAAGUUUCCACAAUUUUUCACUGGCAGGAGGCGACCAUGGAGGGCUUUUCUAUUGUAUGGUCCACCUGGAACAGGGAAGUCCUAUUUGGCAAAGGCUGUUGCAACAGAAGCAGAUUCAACUUUCUUCAGCGUUUCUUCAUCAGACCUUGUUUCAAAAUGGAUGGGGGAAAGUGAAAAACUGGUUUCAAAUCUUUUCCAAAUGGCUCGUGAUAGUGCUCCAUCCAUAAUAUUCAUUGAUGAAAUUGAUUCACUAUGUGGCCAAAGGGGUGAAGGCAAUGAAAGUGAAGCAUCUCGACGCAUCAAAACUGAGCUUCUAGUACAGAUGCAGGGUGUAGGGAAUGAUGAUCAGAAGAUUCUUAUUCUUGCAGCAACCAAUACUCCUUAUGCUCUGGAUCAGGCCAUCCGGCGACGCUUUGAUAAGCGUAUAUACAUCCCUCUUCCAGAUGUGAAGGCAAGGCAACACAUGUUUAAGGUGCAUCUAGGAGAUACUCCUAACAACUUAACUGAAAGUGAUUUUGAGUAUUUGGCCCGCAAAACAGAAGGAUUCUCUGGUUCUGAUAUCUCUGUCUGUGUUAAGGAUGUGCUAUUUGAACCUGUACGUAAAACCCGGGAUGCUAAAUUCUUCAGAGAGACCUCUAAGGGCAUGUGGGUCCCUUGUGAAUCUACUAAACGAGGAGCUAUUGAGAUUACUAUGCAGGAACUUGAUGCAAAAGGCCUUGCUUCAAAGAUCCAGCCACCACCUAUUACAAGAGCAGAUUUUGACAAGGUACUUCAAAGACAAAAACCAACUGUUAGUAAAGCUGAUCUUGAGGUGCAUGAGAGAUUCACAAAUGAGUUCGGGGAGGAAGGUUGAUUGCUUUUUCUGAUUUGGACUUCAAGAAUCACUAGCAGUGCGCAAUGUUGUAUAUUUUAUAUAUUUUACAAUUCAUGGAUACAUACAUACAUAUAUAUAUAUAUAUAUAUAUAUAUUCAUAUAUAUUAUAAUGUCA
Molecule: messenger RNA, 1896 nt
Organism: Ziziphus jujuba (common jujube)
Lineage: Eukaryota; Viridiplantae; Streptophyta; Magnoliopsida; Rosales; Rhamnaceae
Product: protein SUPPRESSOR OF K(+) TRANSPORT GROWTH DEFECT 1
Exons: 9
Coding region: 462-1760 (432 amino acids)
Biological process (GO): endosomal transport; vacuole organization
Molecular function (GO): ATP binding; ATP hydrolysis activity
Source: RefSeq, a predicted model, not a curated record